AUGGAAGAAAGACAUGGUUGAAGGGAAGUGAUCGAUUGUGGCUGGAAGGAAAAUUUCUGCAAAAAUCAAAGGAAUUUGGGGAAAAUCAAAGGUAAAUUCCGUUUCAAUUCAAGGUGUCUUGGGUGUAGAAAUAGGAAAUUUAAAAGAUGAGAGGGGAUUAUGGGUGAAAGCUAGUAAUUUAAAAGAUGUUAGGGUUUAGGUAUUCCAUCUUUUUCUCUUCACCUCAAAAGAUUUUCUGGGUGUUUCAGGAGUUGAAAGAUGGUAAAUUCGUGGAGGAGAAGGGAAAAUCCAGAAUUUGUCCCUGAUUUUUAAGGCAAAAAUACAGUAUUUCUUUAAGAAAAAAAAAGAAAAAGAAAAAAAGAAACCAAUCAAAAUUCAGAGAACUUGAACCCUCCCAUCCUCUUUUAUCCUUGAUUGCCUUUGUAAUGUUGGGUAGGAUUGUGAAAGUGAGGUGAAGAAGUUGUUCCUGCUGUAUCACUGGAAUCCCUGAACUGUAAUACUCACAUCAAUCCUAUCGCAGAGAUAAGGCUGCAGUAGAGUGGUCAUGGAUUGGCUCAGUGCUUCUGCACAUCUUGUGAUAGUUUCUGAUCUUGUUCAUACAAUUAAUGGUUGAUCAUCAUGAUGUUGAGAAUCUAUCCCUACUCUGCAUGCUUUAUAUAUCAUGCCCAGGUGAAAAUAAAAAGUCCCUGGUAGUUUGGAGUGUUGGCUGAUGGAUUAACUUGAGUAUAGGAUCCAUCUGCUGUAAUUGUCCAUCCAUCUGGUGUUGAGAAAACUCUACAUGAACGCAUACAUGAAUUGAAAGGGUGGUAUGGAGACAAGCAGGGAAAAAAGUUUCGGGUUUGGGUGCAUCGUGUGUUAUCUACACAGAUUGGUUCAAACACAUGGCUGGUGAAUUUCGAUAAGUGGGAGCAGUGUGGUAAUGUGCGGUGCUGUUGUGCAACCACUGGAAAGAUCAGUGCUAAGGAGGGCGAUGGUUCACCUUGAUGCAUGUACAAUAGACGUAGCUGCAAGGAUCAAAAAUGAAAGAUCAUUCAGCCUGGCUGUUCUAGAUUGAUAUCAAACACUAUCCCUGAGCUUUCCAGCUCCAGAGUAUUCUUCAGUAUUCAAUUGAAGUAAAUGUACUAAUGAUGCUAAUAUUUCUUUUUUUGUAUAAGACUAUACAGAGUCACAAAAUAUCGGAGGUCAUUCCCUUCGUAACUUUAAGUAAUAAUCAUUUACAUCUCUC
Messenger RNA from Rubroshorea leprosula, 1225 nucleotides. The record is from the annotation of a GenBank genome assembly. NCBI's taxonomy places the organism in Eukaryota, Viridiplantae, Streptophyta, Magnoliopsida, Malvales, Dipterocarpaceae.